Tigriopus californicus is the source of this 1499-nucleotide messenger RNA. Its product is annotated as phenoloxidase-activating factor 2-like. Gene Ontology annotation, molecular function: serine-type endopeptidase activity. The record is from RefSeq and is a predicted model, not a curated record. The transcript has 4 exons. The annotation marks the transcript as partial. Gene Ontology annotation, biological process: proteolysis. Lineage: Eukaryota; Metazoa; Arthropoda; Copepoda; Harpacticoida; Harpacticidae.
ACCGUGGUACGAGUGGAUGAAAACUUUCAGAACUGCUCCUAUUUUGCCAAUGAUGGUUACCGUUGUGUGCCUUAUGAUACCUGUAUCGAUGGAGAGAUUUUGACCAGUGGAGCUGGUCUGAUUGACGUCAGAAAUGGCUUCCUUGAGCCCGAUCUGUCUCAUUGCCCGAGUUACCUUGAGGUGUGUUGCCGGUUGUCCACACAUUUUGGAGAUCCUCUCAAACUCAAACCAAAGCCACCUACUCGGUCCCAACACGUGUCAAGUUGUGGAAAACGGAACCAAGAUGGCGUGGCAGUCAGGAUUCAAACCACUGACGACGUAAGCGGCACUACUCAAUUUGGAGAAUGGCCGCAUAUGUGCGCCGUGUUGCGAAAGGCCGUUAUUUUAGGCGAGGAGAUCAGUGUUUACCUAUGUGGAGGGUCACUCAUUCAUCGAAAUGUCAUCCUCACUGCAGCUCAUUGCAUCCAUAAAUAUGACGCAAGUGAGAUCCGUGUUCGAUGUGGAGAAUGGGAUACCCAACAAACAAUUGAACCUUUGCCCCAUGAGGAUCGAGAUGUCCGCUACUCUUCCAUUCAUCCCGCCUUUAACAAUGCGUCUCUUCACAACGAUUUUGCUCUUUUACAUCUGGAGAAGCCAUUCGAGCUGGCUCCUCACAUUGAUGUCAUGUGCUUACCCACGGAAGGGAGAUCUGGAUAUACAAAGGCCGGCUGUAUAGCCACUGGUUGGGGAAAGGAUCAGUUUGGCAUUCAAGGAAAGUAUCAAGUUGUUCCCAAGCAAAUCAUCUUGGACUUGGUAUCCAAUGGUGAUUGCGAAGACACCUUGCGGAGCACCCGCUUGGGACAGUCUUUCAUCCUAGAUAAGUCAUUCAUUUGUGCUGGAGGCCAAGAAGGCCAAGAUACUUGCAAAGGAGAUGGUGGAGGUCCCUUGGUUUGCCCUAUGGAUGAUGGUUCUUACGUUCAAACCGGAAUCGUGGCUUGGGGGAUUGAUUGCGGAAAGAACGGCAUACCUGGUGUGUAUGCAAAUGUAAAGGACGGCCUUUGCUUUAUGGAUUAUGCCUUGAGAUGCCAAGAGGGGCGAGAGGUUGCCCAAGAAAUUGGAAUUCGAGGCUGCAGAGGAUGGAUGAGGGAACAAAAUAAGCUUCUUACAAGUCAAAGAUCUAAAUAUCAGGCCUUGGUUUUGGCCACAGAAGGACGAUCGAAGGCCAGCCAUAACAGAAAACUCCAAGAUACCAAACAGUUGAUCAAUAAGUUUAGACGGUUUAAGAUGGAAUGCAAGUUGAAUCGUCGAGAAGAGACGGAAACAGACGUAGAUGAGGUUGGGGAGCCCGUUGACGUUUCGCAAUUUGUCAGAAUUGGAGGAGGAGGAUUUGAAGCUCAGACGGAAAGCCCCAUUGAAAAUGAAGAUCCGAUUGAAACGACAACCUUGUCGGCUAGUACUGAAGAAAUGGGAAUGGUCGAGGAAUAAAUAUGAAAUACAGACAUUCAGCUCAAAAAGGUCAA